This is a messenger RNA of Prunus avium (sweet cherry), 1094 nucleotides long. It is a transcript of the gene PEX11B, whose product is annotated as peroxin 11B. Gene Ontology annotation, biological process: peroxisome fission. The record is from RefSeq and is a predicted model, not a curated record. Gene Ontology annotation, cellular component: peroxisomal membrane. NCBI's taxonomy places the organism in Eukaryota, Viridiplantae, Streptophyta, Magnoliopsida, Rosales, Rosaceae.
AGCAAGGUGCAUAGCAAGGUCCAGCCACAAGCAUAUAUGUGCUAUUAUCCAAAAUCCUGCAACUAAUUUUGUGGUGCUCCUUGGUUUUGUUUGUUCUAGUAAUCUAACCCAAAUUCUCUGAUCAACCAACAACAAUUCUUACUUCUUCAUCAACCACAACCAAACCCUAUCUGCUCACAAUUUUCUAUCAUGAAUAAUGAUACAGUAGACAAACUGGUCAUCUUCCUAGCAAAGAGAGAUGGCAUUGACAAGCUUGUUAAGACCUUCCAAUAUGUCUCUAAGCUUGUCCACUGGCAUGUUGAGGCUAAAAACCCAGAAAUUGCUCAAAGAGCAAAGCAGUGGGAAGUUGCCUCUGGCCUUAGCCGGAAGGCUUUUCGAACCGGCCGGUUUCUCACAGGAUUCAAUGCAUUGAGAAGAAGCCCUGGCUCCACGCCUACCCUUCGGUUCCUUGCUGUUCUUGCUAAUGCAGGGGAAAUGGUCUAUUUCUUUUUUGACCACUUUCUUUGGCUCUCCCGAAUUGGAACCCUGAACCCAAAUUUGGCCAGGAAGAUGAGCUUUAUAUCAGCCUUUGGUGAGUCGUUUGGAUAUGUCUUCUUCAUCAUAUCUGAUUUCAUUGCAUUGAAGGAGGGGCUAGAGGCAGAGAGAAAGCUUGGUGCUUUGGAGGACAACAAGUUCAGAGACAAGAAGAUUGAGAGUUUGAGAAAGAUUAGGAGUGAUAGAGUGAUGAGGUUAAUGGCAGUUGCAGCUAAUGUUGCUGACUUGUUCAUUGGUGUGGCGGAUAUUGAGCCUAACCCCUUCUGCAACCACACUGUGACUCUUGGGAUCAGUGGGCUAGUCUCUGCUUGGGCUGGUUGGUACAGAAACUGGCCCUCAUGAGGUUUCAAGAAAACCCAUGUUGAUGAAGUAAUUAAUCUCACUGGCUUAAGACUUGCUUAUGGAUCGUUACUAGUUUCACAAGUUUAAUUAUGUGUAUGAAUGGUUUUAGAUGUUUCAAAUCAACGACGCUUUCUUCAUGCCCUGGCUAAUUUUCAUUCAAGUCAAGUUUGUCCAUUUUGGCCUCCCAGUUAUUCAAAUACAUACCGAAGUAGAACUGA